AUGUCGCGCGCUCCAUCUGCCGGAGACGUCGGAACUGGAGCAAGAGCAUCUUCUUCAGAGAGUAACCGCGUCGCUCUUGAAAAGCACGGAACAGACCAAGUAGCUCGAGUCAAAAACUCAGAAAGCCAUGUUGAAAGGGGGCGCCGCCAAGGCGGCACUGCCCAGACCAGGAGCCCCAGAGCGGACGAAGCUGUCUACCAGCAGCUCCUACUCCAGCAACAUCGGGAUGAGGACCUCCAGGUCCUCCAGCACCAUCGCCUCUGACCUGCGACUCAGCAAGAUAAAGAGGGCAAGCAGUGAUGAUGCUUUGGCUAAGCCUGUUCUGGGGUCAGUGGCUGCAGGCUCUCGCAUGAAGAAAACCAUCACCACAGGAGCCAUCUCCGAACUAACAGACAACAGACCACGUAGUGCUUCAAGCAACCAAUCAACCAAAAAAUCAGGGAUCCCAGCUCCCCGCGAGAUCCCACAGACCAUCUUCAGAGAACGGCUCUCAUUGCGUGAUCAGAAAAGCUCCAGCACCAAAAAGAUGGUCGGCAGUUCAAGCACCUCCAGCCUGUCCGCAUUGACCAAGCAGUCCCGCGGCUCCGUCAAGACCAAAGCGGAGUGUGUACUUUCGGACAAAACCCUGCUGGAGAGUCAAGUGAGGGAACUUCUGGCUGAAGCCAAAGGCAAAGAGUUUGAGAUCAGUAAGUUAAGAACAGAGCUCCAGCGGCAUACAGGGAAGGGUUUACCAUCGGACGCUGGGACACCAGAGGGAAAUUCUGAAUUAGAAAGGACACAACCUGGUGACAUCCACACGCUUGUAACAGAGCUAAGGGACAAAAAUGGACGUUUCCAGCGUGAGUUAGCCACACUGCGAGAAGAAAACCAAGCUUUGAAACAGAAGCUCAUUACAUUGGAAAACAGCACAAACAUCACAGCAUCUCUCACCGGAUCCACUACACAUGCAGUUAAUGGGGUUUUGCCAGACUCCAGCUUCGACGCUCAAGCUACGGUCAAUGGCAGCCAGCCCAAAACUUCAUCUAGUAGUGACACCACCAAAGGCUCUCCUGUACCUUCCUCAGACUCUUCAGACUUUGUGAAGAUCCCUUCAGACUCGGACAGUAGCAGCGUUCAAGGUGAGCUCUCAAUGAAGUCCCUGAUGGAGCGCAUACAGAAGAUGGAAGAAAGUCAUCACAGCACAUCCGAAGAACUUCAGGCCACUCUUCAAGAGCUUGCCGAUCAACAGCAGGUUGUCCAGGAGCUGACCGCUGAAAAUGAGCGUCUGGCAGAGGAGAAAGGCCUCCUACAGACCUCUGUACAACAGCAACGGGAGCGCGUUGAACUCCUGGCGCAACAGAACGAGUCCCUUCACCAAAGGCUCAGAGAACAAGCUCAGAGUCAAGAAGCCGAGGCCUCUCGUGUCACCCGCACCGCGGAGCUGGAACAGCGUCUGGCUGAGCAAAUGGAGAGUUCCCGCUUCGAAAGAGAAAAACUGGUAGAUAUCCAGCAGCAGCUGACGGGCAGUCUCAGGGCUUUGGAGAAGGAGCAUCAAGAGGCGCAAGCAGUCAUGAAGAGCUUUAAGGAAGAGAUGGAGGUUCUUCAAGAACGUCUGGAGAGGGAGAAGGUUGCUGGAGACGAUGCGUUGAGGAAAGCUGAGGAGCAGCGGUUGGAUGUGGAGGCUCUGAAAGCAGAGAAUGUUAGUCUGAAGGCUCAGGUGGAGACGGAGAGGCAGAAGGUGGCUGAGCUGAAGGCGAUGCAGAGUGCCAGCGACAACACGGAGUUGCAACGUCUGCUCGAAGCGGCGCAUGAAGACAGAGACAAGCUUGAGAACAGCUGCAAGGAGCUGCGACAAGAACUGCAGCGGGCGCGGAGUAAAGCGGAGAGCGCUCAGGGCGUGCUGGCUAAGGUGGAGGCAGAAAGGCAGCAGCUCCUGGAGAGGGUGGAGAAACAGGAAGAAGAUCACAAAGUCAACACACUCGCUCUAGAGGAGAAAAGCCAAGACGCUGAGAACCAGAUCAAGGACCUGAAAGAGACCAUCUUCGAGUUGGAGGACCAGGUGGAGCAGCAGAGGGCUGUUAGACUACACACCAAUCAGACCAUCCUGGACCUAGAGAAUCAAACGAAGAGGCUGGAAGAAAACAAGGCUGAGCUGGAGAAGCAGAUUAAAGUCCUGAAUAAACAGAUGAAGGACGAGACAGAGGAGUGGCGCCGUUUCCAGGCCGACCUCCAGACAGCAGUGGUGGUUGCUAAUGACAUCAAGGUGGAGGCUCAGCAGGAGCUGCGCAUGUUGCGCAGACAACUGCAGGAGGAGCAAGAGCACAAUGCCGCACUGACCACAGAGCUGGAACAGAUCCGAGGCACCAGGUCAUGGAGUGAAGUUAGUAGUCUCUCAGACUCAGAAGGCAGUCCUCAAUGGUGUAGAAUGUCCGUGUCCCAGAAUGCACCUGGCAGUUUUAUAACCAAUGGCAGUGGGAGUGGAAUCAUCACCCCGUCAGAACCUGGAACCACGGUCAAAACGCUCAUCAAGUCCUUUGACACGACCUUACCAAACGGAGGCAGCAGCACAGUACAGAUGCACACGUCUCCCAGAAGCCCCUUGAGCGGCAUACCGGUCCGCACGGCCCCUGCUGCAGCCGUCUCACCUAUGCAGAGGCAUUCUGGAAUCAAGCUGUUGUCCACGACCCUUGAGAGAAGAUUCGCAUUUGGAGGCUUCCCUCACUCCGGGUCAUGUGAUGAAACGAAGCCCUCGUCUCUUAUGAGGAAGAGUCCAUCCCUGGAGUCAGUGAUUAAAAUUCCAGCUCAUUUCAACAGCCGGACCUCCUCAUUCACUUACAACAAAGCCAACAGCAAACUCAAUGUGGAAAGAACAGACCCUCUGUCUGCUCUGGCGCGGGAGUACGGUGGAUCUAAGAGGAAUGCUCUACUGAAGUGGUGCCAGAAGAAAACAGAGGGCUAUCCGAAUAUAGAUGUGACAAACUUCAGCAGCAGUUGGAGCGAUGGCCUGGCGUUUUGUGCUCUGUUGCACACCUAUCUGCCAGCACACAUCCCUUACCAGGAACUUAUCAGCCAAGACAAGGGACGAAAUCUCACACUGGCUUUCCAGGCAGCUGAAAGCAUCGGCAUCAAGCCCUCUCUGGACAUAGAUGAAUUGAUGCACACGGACCGACCAGACUGGCAGAGGGUGAUGCAGUAUGUGUCUCAGAUCUACAAGUACUUUGAGACGUAAUUCCGAACAGAAGGAUGGGGAAGAUGGAAGCGGCACCAAAGCACUUUUCUGCAUCGGUUCAGUUUAGUCUAGUUGUUUAAUUGUUGGAAACGCACACACUUCUCAUAAUACCACGAGCAUAUAAAAACAUCUCAAACAAUCGCUUUCACAUUUCACUAUUACCUACAUGUACACACAUAUUAAUAUACCUAGAAAGUAUUUUUAAUGUUUUUGUUUUUCCGCAAAUUAUUUGAAGGACUACAGUAUGAAAAUGAAUUUAAUAUGCUUUGGUGGAAAUGUCUCUGUAGUUUUGAUAUAGAAAAAGACACAUUUCAUUUAAAAUGUUCCAAUUUAUCAAAGCAUCCAAACGCCGAUCAUUUCGCUAUUACGUUGAAAGCAAGUCAGAAAGUCAAUAUCUGAUUGAAUCCUUUGAGACAUUUCAAACCAUCAUUAUUGAUUAUUUCAUGUUCAUUGUGCCUGUUUAAAUGACAUUGAAUGUGUGUAAACUAACAACGGUUGGGAAUGAAUGUGGAAACAUUUGGAGCGUGUCAGCUAUGCAUUCUGUUUCGACCAGAAAGCGGGAUGGACAUGCAAAAAUAAUAUUUUUGGAUAAGAGUAAAAUAUGUCAAACGCAUUUCUGUUUUCAGUUGUAACAGCUGACAACACUCUCAGAAUGUUUUGUAUGGAAAUGCUAUUUAUGAACUUUAUACUGUUGAAUAUUUGUGGAUGAGUGUGUAUGUGGUUAACAGAGAAUAAUAAUAAAGUGUUUUGCUUGAUUGUUUGUUUUCGAGAGUCACAUUAGGAGUAGAACUUGCUAAUGUAACAUGAAGAAAAACAAGUGAAAUAGUGUUUUGACAAUAAAGGAGUUGUACUGGCACCGGGUUUUAUAGGUCUGUUAAAAAGCAGUAAAACAGAUGUGUAUUGAUUGAGUCCACAGAGAUACAAAGUGUCCAUAGUGUAAAUGUUUAGGAGUUCCCCAAUAUUAUCACUUCACUCACUCGUUACACAUUCCAAGAUCUCUGACAACUCGGCAAACAUAAAUACAAUCAAUGCUUGACACAUCAAUAAAGACAAAAAUAGAAUUUACAAAGCAGAUUUCGGACCGUAUGCAUUUUAAGAUUAACAAGUAGAAUCUCAAAAUACUUCACAUGAUGUCAUUGUAAUAUUUGCACAUUCUGAUUUUUUAUAUGAAAUAAAAUUAGCAUAUAGCCUUUUUCAUAUUUAUGUUUAGUGCAUUUGUGAUAUUUGCGUGUGACAAAUAUGAAAUAAAUGUAAAAUAGAUCUCGACUUUACAGAAGUAAGGGUUCGUCUUUCAGUGCACCGUCGUAUCGUGUCUUCUUACCUGAACAGACAAUGUUAACAAACACACCAACCGCAUCAUUUGUACAAUAAUUCUAUAAUAUUACCUUUCAGUUUGACAGAUCGUGCGCGUGGGCGUGGUCACGUACAGCGCACGAUUUUUUUCCUGUUUGAAAAUCCAUGUGUUGCGCUCCCAGCGAGUCAGAUGACCGCCGCUUCUCCAACAUGCACGAGACCCGAUUCCUGUCCAGGAAAACGAGGAGAAGCCACUGACAUUAAAAACACUCUUCAUAUGAGGGUAUAAGGAGCUCGUCACCGGAAAGCGAGCGCGCGAAAUCAUCGCCAUUUUAUGGAUCCUGUCCUUUAUCAUUGGACUCAUCCCGUUCGUG
Molecule: messenger RNA, 4875 nt
Organism: Triplophysa rosa
Lineage: Eukaryota; Metazoa; Chordata; Actinopteri; Cypriniformes; Nemacheilidae
Gene: specc1
Product: sperm antigen with calponin homology and coiled-coil domains 1
Exons: 16
Coding region: 128-3208 (1026 amino acids)
Biological process (GO): actin cytoskeleton organization
Cellular component (GO): microtubule organizing center; filamentous actin
Molecular function (GO): protein binding
Source: RefSeq, a predicted model, not a curated record